UUCCAUUCGACGGUAAGACUGUGGAAAGUUUUUCGCCUCUGUAAUGUGAUGAUAUGUUUUUUGCUCAAGUGUGUUAAUCUGAAAUUGGUGCGGGGAUGAAGCUGCGGACGUAUGCAGGGCUUAGUUUACUGGGUUCGGUGGCUGCCAUCUAUCAUGCCUUUAAGAGCAUGGGCCAGUUUUACCCGGCAAUGGUUUACUUGUCGACUUCCAAGAUCAACUCUGUGCUCAUGUGGAAUAUGGGUCUGGUUAUGAUGAGCCUUUUGUGGCAAUUGACUAAGACCAUAUUCCUUGGCUCACUGCAAGAAGCAGAGGUGGAAAGGCUGCACGAGCAAUUGUGGGCUGAAAUCAUGGAAAUAUUGUUUGCUAUCACUGUUUUCAGACAAGAUUUUUCGAUAGCAUUUCUUGCAAUGAUCACGGCACUGCUGAUGAUAAAGUCUUUGAAUUGGUUGGCCCAAAAGAGAGUUGAAUACAUAGAAACCACUCCAUCUCUUUCUAGGCUGUCUCAUAUCCGGAUUGCAUCAUUUCUGGUGUUCCUCCUCCUUAUUGACAGUAUUUUUCUGUACAAUUCAGUCAAGAUUUUGUUAGAAACCAGGCAGGCAUCGGUUUCUCUCUUCUUUUCAUUCGAGUACAUGGUAUUGGCCUUGACAACUAUAUCAACAACCGUAAAGUACAUUUUCUAUAUCAGUGAUAUGCUCAUGCAAGGACAAUGGGAAAAGAAGGCCGUCUGCACAUUUUAUUUGGACCUUAUUCGGGAUUUGCUCCACUUGACUUUGUGCAUGUGUUUCUUCCUGGUCAUUUUUAUGAACUUUGGCGUGCCCCUUCACCUGAUCCGGGAGUUGUAUGACACAUUCCGUAAGUUUAAAACUCGCGUAGCUGAUUAUGUACGAUAUAGGAAGAUCACUUCCAAUAUGAAUAGUCGAUUCCCAGAUGCAACUGCUGAAGAACUUGAUGCAAGUGAUUCAACCUGCAUUAUAUGUCGUGAGGAGAUGACUGCAGCUAAAAGACUUAUUUGCGGCCAUCUUUUUCACGUCAACUGCCUAAGGUCGUGGUUGGAGAGGCAAAACACAUGUCCCACAUGCCGAGCACCUAUUGUACCACCUCAAGAUGGGGCGACAACCCGUACUGCAGCACCGGCUCAUGGUCAACAGCAAGGAGCAAGAACCGGAAUCACAUCUUCUCAAGGAUCUAAUGCUGUCGGCGCAGCAAAUAGUGUUGUCAGUCAGCAUCAAGCUAGACUUCAAGCUGCAGCAUCUGCUGCGAUGCUAUAUGAGAAGUCUUUCGUGUAUCCUUCAAUGAAUACUAUGAUGAGGUCUCUGGAAUUCGCCUUACCUCCAAAAUCGGAUAGCCACUCUGCUGACACCAUUGGCGAAAAAGACGGCGCAGGAGGAGAUUCAAGUGGACUGUCACAGCAAACACAGUUUGGAAACUCGAUGUUUCCUCAGUCACAGCAUUCUUUCAUCUCUUUACAGUCCCAAUUUAUCGAUGGCCAAUUGGAUUUACAGAGAAAGCUGAUUAACAACCAGAUUGAGUUCCUGCAAAGACAAAUGCAGCUUCUACAGACGUGCGUAAGGGAUCAAAAAUCUUCCGAUGCCAAGGUCAAGUCAGUGCCAUCUCCAUCUUCAUCUUCCACCAUUUCUACUGAAACUUAGAAGGUAAUAACUUCAUAUAUACAUCUUAUCGAGUAGCUUAGAAACAGCUCUUCGACGACCCGAGUUUUGCUUGAUUCAAUGUAACUAACUGUUAACUAUCCAUCCUUGUAGAUAUAUGACAAAAACAAACACAUCUUAGCUCUGCUACAUGAUCAAGAACUUAGUAUUUAUGAA
This is a messenger RNA of Andrographis paniculata, 1823 nucleotides long. RefSeq names its product ERAD-associated E3 ubiquitin-protein ligase HRD1B-like. The transcript has 8 exons. The record is from RefSeq and is a predicted model, not a curated record. Gene Ontology annotation, molecular function: phosphatidylinositol-4,5-bisphosphate phospholipase C activity. The coding region runs from base 96 to 1649 and encodes 517 amino acids. NCBI's taxonomy places the organism in Eukaryota, Viridiplantae, Streptophyta, Magnoliopsida, Lamiales, Acanthaceae. Gene Ontology annotation, biological process: intracellular signal transduction; lipid metabolic process.